Molecule: messenger RNA, 333 nt
Organism: Aureobasidium namibiae CBS 147.97
Lineage: Eukaryota; Fungi; Ascomycota; Dothideomycetes; Dothideales; Saccotheciaceae
Product: ribosomal protein 60S
Exons: 2
Coding region: 1-333 (110 amino acids)
Biological process (GO): cytoplasmic translational elongation; translation
Cellular component (GO): ribosome; cytosolic large ribosomal subunit
Molecular function (GO): structural constituent of ribosome
Source: RefSeq, a predicted model, not a curated record
AUGAAGUACCUCGCAGCCUACCUCCUCCUCAACCUCGCCGGCAACGAGCAGCCCUCUGCCGAGGACAUCAAGUCCGUCCUCUCCUCCGUCGGUGUUGACGCCGAGGGUGACCGUCUUGAGAAGCUCAUCUCUGAGCUCUCUGGCAAGAACAUCCAGGAGCUGAUCUCCGAGGGUUCCGCCAAGCUCGCCUCCGUUCCCUCCGGUGGUGCUGGUGCCGCCGCUGCUGGUGGUGCUCCCGCCGCCGGUGCUGCCGCCGAGGCCGCUCCCGCCGAGGAGAAGGCCGAGGAGAAGGAGGAGUCCGACGACGACAUGGGCUUCGGUCUCUUCGACUAA